UCCUCCAUCCUCUCCGGCCGGCCACAUCUGAGACUGACUGAGAGAGACACAUACACGCCAGUAGGAGCGAGAGAGCCAGCCUCGGACGGGCGGCGCCGUAGACCGUAGCGGGCGGUCGCUGUUGGUGGCGGGUGGAGGUGGUGGCGGUUACGGUGGAGAAAGGCGCGGGCGCGGGGUGGCCAAUUGGGAAAGGGCACCAGGAGAUCCAGGGCUCCCCGGAUUUCAGCCAGACUUUGCCCGCAAUCCAUCCGCCCUUUCCGCCGGUCGGCGUCCCAUCCGUGCGUGUCCCUCUCCCCCUCCUCCCCGGCGAAAGCGAGACGACAGAGCGUGCGUGCCUAUAUAGUUUCAACUGCGUGAUCAAGCCCAAGCUGCCUAUAGCUAGCUAGCUAGCUACAAGUUGGUGUGGCGCAAGGAGAGGUACGCACUACACGAAGGAACUGCAAAGACCGUGCUCUGCUAGGCUGUGGAGUGCGCUGAUCAGGCUCCUGUUCUUCCUCUAGCGCAAUAUUCACGCUGAUAGUGGAAUAAAAUGGACACUUUCUCCCAUGUUCCGCCGGGUUUCCGGUUUCAUCCUACCGACGAGGAGCUCGUCGAUUAUUACUUGAGGAAGAAGGUGGCAUCCAAGAAGAUUGACCUAGACGUCAUAAAGGACGUCGAUUUGUACAAAAUCGAGCCAUGGGAUCUCCAAGACAAGUGCAAGAUUGGCAUGGAGGAGCAGAAUGACUGGUACUUCUUCAGCCACAAGGACAAGAAGUACCCGACGGGCACCCGCACCAACAGGGCGACGAGCGCCGGGUUCUGGAAGGCGACCGGGAGGGACAAGCCCAUCUACACCAACCACUGCCUAGUCGGAAUGAGGAAGACACUCGUCUUCUACAAGGGCCGUGCCCCCAACGGUCAGAAGUCGGACUGGAUCAUGCACGAGUACCGCCUCGAGACGAACGAGAAUGGAGCCACGCCCGAGGAAGGAUGGGUGGUCUGCCGGGUGUUCAAGAAGCGAGUCGCGACGGUGCGGAGGAUGGCAGAUAUGAGCUCACCUUGCUGGUUCGACGACCAUGGUGCUGGCGGUGGGUUCAUGCCGGACCUCGACUCGCCAAGGCAGCUCGGGUACCAGCACCACCACCCCCAGAACUUGGCGCCGUACCACAGCCAGCAGCAGCAGCAGUACCACUGCAAGCCGGAGCUGGAGUACCAUCGCCUCCUGCCGCAGGAGGCCUUCAUGCAACAGCUUCCUCACCUGGAGAGCCCCAAGCCUACUACGGCCUACAUUGGCCACGGCAGCAGCGGCGGCAUCCUAUCGUCGACCAGCAACCACCCCCUCGCGCAUGACGGGCCCUCCAGGUUCGCAGCGCAGCAACCGCCGAUGGACCAUGCGCUUUACACUGGUGAAUCGUCGGCCACGGACUGGAGGUACCUCGACAAGUUCGUCGCGUCUCAGCUGUUCAGCCAUGACGGUACCAAUCCCAAGGAGCAGGCCACUCACUCCAAUGCAGCAGUCCAGGUGUUUCAGGCAGAGAACAAGCAUGAAGAGGCCCUGGACUACGCUUCGACAUCUGCCGGCGGAGGCUCGGCUCAUCUGUGGAAAUAGCAUGCACAAGCAAGCACAACUCCAUUGGACACCCUACACAAUUUAUACAAUCCAGACCUGAUCUAGUGUACAAAUAUAGCUGGCCAUGUAUGCCAUGAUUAAUCAUGGUAUAUAUAUGCACACACACACAUAUAUAUACAUAAUAAAUAUGUAACCGAAGUGGUUAUGUAGUAUCUAUAGUAGUAUUUGGUAUCA
Aegilops tauschii subsp. strangulata is the source of this 1783-nucleotide messenger RNA. RefSeq names its product NAC domain-containing protein 7. Gene Ontology annotation, biological process: regulation of DNA-templated transcription. NCBI's taxonomy places the organism in Eukaryota, Viridiplantae, Streptophyta, Magnoliopsida, Poales, Poaceae. The record is from RefSeq and is a predicted model, not a curated record. Gene Ontology annotation, molecular function: DNA binding.